Histoplasma capsulatum G186AR is the source of this 429-nucleotide messenger RNA. RefSeq lists its product as uncharacterized. NCBI's taxonomy places the organism in Eukaryota, Fungi, Ascomycota, Eurotiomycetes, Onygenales, Ajellomycetaceae. The record is from RefSeq and is a predicted model, not a curated record. The coding region runs from base 1 to 429 and encodes 142 amino acids. The transcript is spliced from 2 exons.
AUGGGUGAUCGUUCUCCGGAACAUGAGAGGGUUGGUGUGAAUUCCAUCGCGGGGUUACAUUGCAUUGAUCGACUGGGAAUGGAAAUCAUCAUUCAGUUUUGGAUGAGGACAUGGCAUUUUGAAAAUCAUGACGACGAAAAGUCGAGAGCCAGGGACAAAAUGCGGAUAGAUCUCAGCGGGAUCGUCCUCCUGGUAAUGGCAUGGGAUAAAUGUGGCUUGGAUAACUACAUGACUUGCAUCAGUCCCUCUAGCUUCAUCUGCAGAUCAGGAUACGGGAGCACCUUACUCAUUAUGAUUAGUGCGACUUCCUGUAAAAUGCUAUAUUUAGCUUCGCGGUCUCCAACGCCUUUCCAACAGCCGUACCCUGGAGGUUUCAACUUCAAAAACCACUAUACUCAAGUCGGUGGUGUAUCGUUGAAUAUUGUUUGA